Scomber scombrus (Atlantic mackerel) is the source of this 1230-nucleotide messenger RNA. RefSeq names its product neuromedin U receptor 1b (gene nmur1b). The transcript has 3 exons. The record is from RefSeq and is a predicted model, not a curated record. Bases 1 to 1230 code for a protein of 409 amino acids. Gene Ontology annotation, biological process: G protein-coupled receptor signaling pathway. Gene Ontology annotation, cellular component: plasma membrane. NCBI's taxonomy places the organism in Eukaryota, Metazoa, Chordata, Actinopteri, Scombriformes, Scombridae. Gene Ontology annotation, molecular function: neuromedin U receptor activity.
AUGCCAAAGCUGAACUGCUCCCUUGCAGAUCUUUCCACAUCUGGGGACACAGUAUUCAAUGGCACAGGCUGCCCCGAGGCUGCUAUGAUGUGUGGGAUGAGUAUCUCCUGGUUACUGGCCAAUGCUACCACCAGAGAUUUGGAUGACAUGUGCUUGAGUGAGGAGGAGUUCCUGGUCAGGUACCUGGGGCUUCCGAGGUCCCCUGACUUCAUUCCGGUCAGCGUCACCUACCUCGCCAUCUUCAUGGUGGGCGUCCUGGGCAAUUUCCUGACCUGCACAGUCAUUUUGCGCUACAGAGUGAUGCAGACACCUACUAACUACUACCUGCUAAGCCUGGCGGUAUCUGACCUGCUAGUGCUGCUGAUUGGCAUGCCGUUAGAGAUAUACGAGAUGUGGCAGAACUACCCUUUUCUGCUUGGGGAGGGUGGUUGCUACUUCAAAACCUUCCUGUUCGAGACUGUGUGCUUCGCCUCCAUCCUCAAUGUCACAGCACUCAGUGUUGAGCGCUACAUGGCGGUGGUGCACCCACUGAAAGUCAAAUAUAUGACCACGCGUACCCAUGCCAAGAGGGUCAUCAUCAUGCUGUGGGUGCUGUCCAUGAUAUGUGCUGUUCCCAACACCAGUCUGCAUGGGAUUAAGGCUCUGCCUCCAAUGUUUGGAAGACAGUUUCCUGGAUCUGCUAUCUGCUGUUUGGUCAAGCCCGAAUGGAUGUACAACCUGAUUAUCCUGAUUUCCACGCUGGUCUUCUUCCUCCUGCCCAUGCUGAUAAUCAGCAUUCUCUACCUACUUAUUGGCCUGCGGCUGCACAGGGAGAGGGUAUUGACCAUGGUUGACAAAAGGUGUACCUUUGGACAACAAAGUCUCUCCAGAUCCCAAAAACAGAAGCUGAACAAACGCAAUGUACAAGUCACCAAAAUGCUGUGUGUGCUGGUGGUUGUGUUCGGCCUUUGCUGGGCUCCCUUCCAUGUGGACCGCCUGAUGUAUAGCUACAUAGUCACCUCAUCCGAUCACCACAAGAUCUUUGGGUACGUCCACAUUGUCUCUGGAGUUUGCUUCUACUUGAGCUCUGCUAUCAACCCGAUACUCUACAACAUCAUGUCCACCAAGUUCAGAGAAAUGUUCAGUCGUAUCACCUGUUACUCUAACACCUGGUCGUCACACUCCAGCUUCCAGAUGACCCAACGUAGCAUCUUAAGCGAGAAAACUGCCAGCAGUAUGAAAAGGAAUUAA